Salmo salar (Atlantic salmon) is the source of this 5237-nucleotide messenger RNA. The record is from RefSeq and is a predicted model, not a curated record. NCBI's taxonomy places the organism in Eukaryota, Metazoa, Chordata, Actinopteri, Salmoniformes, Salmonidae.
GGUAGGUGAAAGCUGGGGGAAAUGGGAGAGAACUAUUUGGCCUCACGAGUUGAUCUGAUGGUCUCAUUACACUAGAGCUUAUUUUUUUCCCCAAGGAUUUACUCUCUGCUAUUACUUUCUGUUAGCUCUGCUCUGCUCCAUGUCUGAGAUAACAAUGUUUAUUUGCGUUUUUUAGAAGCCAGUUAGAUCAGAUUCUGAUUCCUGACAGAGAGUACAUGGCGACAUGAGGACAUGCAUUUUUCUACAGUUAAUAUCUCAGUCUUUUGGUUGAUCUUUUCUCAUCUUUUUUUUGUCCCUCUCUGUCUAUGAUACAAUUGAGUUUUCUUUCAUUCAGAAGUAAGUGAUUCAGAUUUGAGGAAAAUUUGAUGUAUGGGGUGUGACAUAGACCAUGGAAGAUCUGCCUCUCUUUUUGGAUUAUGACAUCUCCUGACAUGAUUCCAGCAUCAACAUGAAUGCUGCACAUAUUUUGUUACUUCUGAUACUGUUGUUUCCCAGUACAUUGUCUGAGCAGCUCUCCCAGCUCUCUCUGCUUGCACUUCUACAGAAAUACUGUGACGCUCUCUCCACUCUCUACAAUGUCACAGGUUUGUAUUGCAAUGCCACAACGGAUGAGAUUGGAACAUGUUGGCCAAAGAGCAACACCGGACGGAUGGUGGAAAGACCCUGUCCCGAGUACAUCAAUGGGGUAAAGUACAACACAACAAGGAGCGCAUACAGAGAAUGCAUAGAUAAUGGAACGUGGGCUUUGAAGAGCAACUACUCCAGUUGUGAACCCAUUUUGGAGGAGAAGAGGAAAUACCCAAUGCACUAUAAGAUUGCUCUGAUCAUCAACUACCUAGGCCACUGUAUUUCUGUGGGAGCUCUUGUCGUGGCCUUCGUUCUCUUCUUAUGCUUAAGGAGCAUAAGAUGCCUUCGAAACAUAAUCCACUGGAACUUGAUAACAACCUUCAUUUUGAGGAAUGUUAUGUGGUUCCUACUUCAGUUGAUUGACCAUAAUAUACAUGAGAGCAAUGAGCCUUGGUGUCGCCUUAUAACAACGAUAUAUAACUAUUUUGUGGUGACCAAUUUUUUCUGGAUGUUUGUUGAAGGAUGCUACCUUCACACAGCCAUUGUGAUGACUUAUUCUACGGACAAGCUAAAAAAAUGGGUAUUCUUGUUCAUUGGCUGGUGCAUUCCAUGUCCUAUUAUUGUUGCUUGGGCCAUUGGGAAGCUUUAUAAUGAAAAUGAACAAUGCUGGUUUGGGAAGGAACCUGGAAAGUAUAUUGACUACAUUUAUCAAGGUCCGGUCAUCCUUGUCCUUUUGAUAAACUUCGUUUUCCUCUUCAACAUUGUAAGAAUCCUUAUGACCAAGUUGAGAGCUUCUACCACAUCAGAAACUAUACAGUACAGAAAAGCAGUAAAAGCAACAUUAGUGCUACUGCCUCUGCUGGGGAUCACCUACAUGCUGUUUUUUGUGAAUCCUGGGGAGGACGACAUCUCGCAAAUAGUUUUUAUUUAUUUCAAUUCAUUUCUACAAUCAUUUCAGGGGUUCUUUGUGUCAGUAUUCUACUGCUUUCUUAAUGGCGAGGUGCGCUCAGCAGCCAGGAAAAGAUGGCAUCGUUGGCAGGACAACCAUGCCCUGAGAGUGCGCGUGGCACGUGCCAUGUCCCUCCCCACCUCACCCACCAGGAUCAGCUUCCAUAGUAUAAAACAGACCACAGCUGUUUGACCAAAUCCAAAGGUCACCUUUGGAAAUGUCAUUUUUCUAGGGAAGAGACUUGUCUUGAAGCACAUCUCCAUAAACGUCUAUUUCCUUUAUUUCUUACCCCAGCUGCAUAAGGACAGAGAGCUUUGAGGAAGAGACCAUUAGGAUUUCCGAAUUACAAUACUGUAACACAACCUCCUUGGACGUGUGGCAAAGAAGUAAAUUCAGAACAGAUGGGCAAAGCUGCCUCUCCAAAUGAACAUUGUGAAGUGAUUGCAGAGUCAAAGUCUUACUGGCAAUGCAUUAAUAGCUGUUUUCAAACUGUAUUACACCAGGUUGGAUUUUAAUAGGUCAGGAAUGUCGACCUGUCAAGGACCAGUCCUGACGAGGCAAGAAAAGCAGUGGUAAUGUCAAAAGAGACCCUAAUCACUCUCAGUACUCUACUGUACUUGUAGCAGCAUUUAUUUCCAUAACCCUCCAUUGUUUCAUGUCUAUGAGAGGGCAAGGAUAAGCAGGAAUGUGCAUAAACAGAGCAGACACGGGAUGCAGAUGCGUUCUGUGUCUGUUGCAGACUGAGCUUGAGAUGCAAUGAGAAAGAUCAAAUGAUACUGUUAAUCACCAAGGAAAUAAGGAACGUGCAGACUCAAAGUGAUAUCGUUUGGUUUGUCAUCAGCACCACUUUUUUGCUUGUCAAAAUGUCACCCUAAGAGCUAUUCAAUUGUAUAAUUGUUUUCAGGCUAAUUUAUUUUAAGAUUGUUCCCUGCCAAUCAUUCUCAAAUGCUUUUGAGCAGCACAUCGUCAAUGAUGUGUUUUUCUCUCUUCUGUAUAAAAAAACCCUAAGGCAGCUCUUAUUUGGAUGAGUAAUCAUAAAUCAAAGCUAUCAUUCACUGGGUUUGAGUUCAGAUUAUAUCCAUUAUCUUAUUAUGUAAAUAAUGGAGAUGGGACUGUGAUUCUGAGACUUUUACAUAACACUUAUUUAAACACUGAACAGACCCUGAUUUCAGUCCACGCAAUGCCACAGCUGUCCCAAGUCAAGAGAAAUAGGAGUAAUUUAAAGGUACAGUACCAUGUGCAUACAUUAAAUCCUUUUCACAUAGUUAUUUUCUCUCUUUCAAAUCCCAAUGUGCCGUACUUAAUCAGUGUCAGUACUAAACUGUUGGGUCCAGGAGCCAGAGAGAGAUGGAGCCUGAUAAGUGAGAGCUUCCUUUGGCUUCCUUAAUGCUUUGCUCUGCUCAGGUCAACAUGCCAAGCUCUGCGCCGGUGACUGACCGACGGUCUGACCUGCAUGGGUGUUAGCCACCUCUCCCUCCAGGCCCCCCCUGUAUUAUAAUACAAAUUCCAGACACUUAGGCAUGCCUUUUUAGUCAGCAAAAUAGAACAGUAGAACCCAUGCACCCAGGGAAUUAAGUUCUUAAAAUGUGGAAUUGUAGAAAUUAUGCAAUUAGAUGGGUAUUGAGUACAAGCUCACUGAUCUGGGGUGUUUGUUUAAUGCAUUGUAUAAAUCUAUUUAGGUUUAUAAGCAACCAUGUACCUCAUAGUUUAGUUACUUUGGGAGUAUACAGCUCUCCCGAGUGGCGCAGCGGUCUAAGGCACUGCAUUGCAGUGCUUGAGGCAUCACUACAGUCCUGGGUUCGGUCCCAGACUGUGUCACAGCUGGCUGUGAGUCGGAGGAAACAUCAUCCAGCUGGCGACUAAUGUCACCUUGCAGGCACUCACUAACCCGGACGACACUGGGCCAAUUGAGGCGACACACAAUAAGCCCAGUGUGGAGGGUUUGCCCGCAGGGAUUUCCUUGUCCCAUCGCGCUCUAGCGACUCCUUGUGGCAGGCCAGGUGCCUGCAAGCUGACAGCGGUCCCCAGCUGGAUGAUGUUUCCUCUGACUCAUUGGUGCAGCUGGCUUCCGGGUUAAGCGAGCAGUGUGUCAAGAAGCAGUCCGGCUUGGCAGGGUCAUGUUUCGGAGGAUGCAUAGCUCUCGACCUUCGCCUUUCCUGAGUCUGUAGGGGAGUUGCAGCGAUUGGACAAGACUGUAACCACCAAUUGGGGAGAAAAAGGGUAAAAGUACAAAAGCUAUACUUUGGGAGUAUAUAGUAAGCAAGAUGCUCAAAUUAAACUAUAUAACAUCUGUUGAGAGUUGCUGUUUUUUAAAAUAACGUAGGCACGGCUCAGUGACUAAGUCAGAAUUAAUUAUUGCUCUACACAUUUUCCUGGCAUUGAAAUUGGACUAGAACCACAUUUAUGUUGUACAACAGCCAAUUCUAAUUUAUCAAAUUGCUUGUAAUGAAAGAUGUACUUCUGGAAGGUCAGUUAUUUUUCUCUUCAUCAUUCGGUAAUUACUGUGAAAAUAAUAUGGUACCAUAGAAUAAAGGAUGAACCUGUCAUGUCCAUUAGAGUUUGCACCCAUUGACUGCUUGAUGUAUAAUUUUCUGAGAGAGUUGACUUUGUACCAGUUUCCUGUGUUAUAUUUUCAGAAAUGUGACUCACUCCAUAUGCGCAAUUCCUCUCUUGAAUACCACCAACUUUUCAAGCAAAUAGUUUUCACGCAAACAGUCCCAAGAUCUAAAUAAAUUGCCAAUAAACUACUGUAUGUGAAAAACUGUAAAUAUUUUUGCUAUUUUCUUGUCCUAAACCACUAAACCCUGUUGGUUGAACAUCAUUUUGUUAUUCAUGUUUGGGAGGUGCCUCCAAGUUGAAUGUUUAUUUUGGAGAAGUUUUAAUCAUAUCUAGGGGUUCUAGUUGAGAAGGUCUAAAAAUAAGAUUAAAUCUUCAAAGAGUGCGAUAAAACAUGUAUAACAAAAGUGUUUUGUUGUACUGUACAUAAACUAUUUUAAAGUUUGUUCUAUAUUGUAAUUAAUACAGUAUUUGUACACAUUUUAUGAAGUAAAGAUGUGUUUUUUGUCUUUUACUGUUAGUGACCGUAGUAAUUCAUUAAGAAAAUUCAGAGCAUUCAAGUUACAUGAAUACCUACAACCAUCCAAAGCAAUCAUUGAAAGGUAUGAAUAUUUUAUUUUACUUGUUUGUAUCACCAUCUCUUAUUUUACAGUUUAAAUUGUACUUUCUAUGAUGUGUUUAGUCUAUUGAAUCCAUCACAAUUCUGUACAUACAUACUACAGCACUCCCAUGAGUGUUAAUAAAAGGUAAGCAGAGUUUUAAAUUCACCAAUGGAAAUCCAACUAAAACUUGAGAUUGAAACAUAAAACUUAGAUUUAUUUGUAUUUUUUUAAAUGAUUAAUUCAUUCAAAAUUACAUAUUCACCAAAGAUAUGAAACAUGUUAACCUGCGUGUGUUUACUUGUUGUCAGUGCACUUUUUCCAACCUUUUUCAUAUUUUGUAUAGCUUCACCAUUAUCUUAUGUAGGUUUGAAUUAAUGACGUAUUAAUGUACAUAACUGCAUUUGGGCUUUUUGUUGAAAUACCAAUUUUGCCUUGCAGAAAAACAUUGUGUAAAGAGCAAAAACUAUGUUUCUACAUUAAUUGUUGUACUGAUAUGUGUGAUUGAUAUGCAUUUAUACAAGUACAUGUGGGAAACUCAGAUUUGAAAUAAAUAUUCUCUGGUU